Oncorhynchus tshawytscha (Chinook salmon) is the source of this 5036-nucleotide messenger RNA. RefSeq names its product zinc finger protein ZFAT. The record is from RefSeq and is a predicted model, not a curated record. Gene Ontology annotation, biological process: regulation of transcription by RNA polymerase II. Lineage: Eukaryota; Metazoa; Chordata; Actinopteri; Salmoniformes; Salmonidae. Gene Ontology annotation, cellular component: nucleus; chromosome. The coding region runs from base 363 to 4292 and encodes 1309 amino acids. The transcript has 16 exons. Gene Ontology annotation, molecular function: chromatin insulator sequence binding.
UGAGCCAUGCAGAACGAACACUAAACACACGAGGAGACACACAAGCACAAUGUAAAGGCCAAUCCACUGCCAGCCUAUUGAAAAUAUCUCAUUUCCAUUGAAGUAAUUUAGCAGACACUCUUCUCCAGAGCGACUUACGUUUUCAUUCUCUUCUUUUUCUUGCGUACUGGUCCCCGUGGAAAUCGAACCCACAAUUCUGGCGUUGCAAGCACCAUGCUCUACCAACUGUCAAUUAAACUGUCAAUGUGUAAUGAUCUUAUUAUUGGGCCGUCAACCUUUUCCACAGUCAAAUUUGUACAUAAACACACAUUAAUCUUGGCCUGCCUGGCUGUUAAUUCACAGGUGGGACUUCCUCCAUCUUCAUGUGUAAACUGUGCAACCUGUUCUCUCCACACCGAGCACAGCUCCUCUCCCAUGUGUCUGAGAAGCACCACACAGAGGGGCUCAACCCUGAUGACAUCAUUGUGGCCCUCAUGCCAUUGACAGCUCCACUGGAGAAUGGUGGAGGUGAGCACCUCCUCAAAGCAACCAGAGAUACUAAUGGUGGAGAUAGCCCUGUUAAGAGAAAACGAGGACGUCCUAAGGGCUCAACCAAGAAGAUUGUAGCUGAUGGGCCCAUGACAGAGACUACUAGCCCCAACCAGAAAAAGCAGAAACAACAGACAGUAGAGGCCCAAUCAGAAGCUGGGCCAGUGGACGAGGAAGAACCAGAGGACAACAAUGCCCUGGACUGCAAGAAGUGCAACCGUGUGUUCGGCAACAGACGACAGAUCAUGAAACACAUCUGCUUGAUGGACCUCAGAGAGGAUGAGGAUCAGGAGGAGGACAACGACAAAGAGUUUGAGGCUCAACCUGGCGCAGCAGAAGGCAAAGAGGAGGAUAGGGAGAGAAGCUCAAAGAGGCCACGGCCACUCCGCUCUGAGAGGGUUUCUCUUGUGAAGGAGCAGGAACCAGCAGGAGGCCCCAAGAACCCCAUCAUCAGUGUGGUUCUGACCGCUCAUGAGGCACUUCCUGGUGCGACAAGGAUAGUGCCGAUCGAGGCCACCCCGGCAGAGCCGGUUGCUCCAGCAGACACAGACCCUCAGGAGGCAGGACAGAAGAGAGGAUUUCAGGAAUAUUCCAUACAACAAGCUGCUUAUGAAGUGCCAUUAAAGUCAAACAGAAUAGGACAGACCCAGUUGAAGAUCUUCACCUGCGAAUACUGCAACAAGGUCUUCAAGUUCCGCCACUCGUUGCAGGCCCAUCUGCGAACCCACACCAACGAGAAACCCUUCAAGUGCCCACACUGUGACUACGCCAGUGCCAUCAAAGCCAACCUCAGUGUUCACGUGCGCAAGCACACGGGAGAGAAGUUCAGCUGUGAACACUGCUCCUUCCAGUGCCUCAGCAAGGGCCACCUCAAGGUGCACGUGGAGAGAGUUCACCACAAGAUCAAGCAGCACUGUCUCUUCUGCAAAAAGAAGUACUCUGAUGUCAAGAACCUGCUGAAACACAUGAGGGAGAGCCACGACCUAGAGGACAAGAAGGUGAAGGACUCGUACCAUGAGUAUAGUCUACAGACCAGGGAAGGCAAGAGGCAGCUCCUCUACGACUGCCAGAUCUGCGACCGCAAGUUCAAGAACGAGCUGGACCGCGACCGCCACAUGAUGGUUCACGGUAGCGAGAGGCCGUUCGGCUGCGAGCUGUGUGACCACGGCUGCACCAAGUUUCAGGCUCUCCAGGCUCACGUCCGUAAGCAUCCCUUCCUCUACGUGUGUGCCGCCUGCCAGCAGAAGUUUGUCAGCUCUGUGCGGCUGAAGGCCCACCUGAAGGAGGCUCACCCAGAGUCAGAGGAGGCGGUUGGGUUCUCAGAGUCCAUCAACAGCAGCUUCUGUCUGCUGGAGCCGGGGGAUGACAUCAAGAGAGAGAUGCUGAGACAGGAUGAGAUCAGGAUGGCUGAGGAGCUAUCUCUACUCAACGCCCAGCAGGAGGAGGAGGAGGCCUUCGCUGGUGACCCCUCAGAGGAACAGGAGGAGGCCCUCGCUGGUGACCCCUCAGAGGAACAGGAGGAGGCCCUCGCUGGUGACCCCUCAGAGGAACAGGAGGAGGCCCUCGCUGGUGACCCCUCAGAGGAACAGGAGGAGGCCCUCGCUGGUGACCCCUCAGAGGAACAGGAGGAGGCCCUCGCUGGUGACCCCUCAGAGGAACAGGAGGAGGCCCUCGCUGGUGACCCCUCAGAGGAGCAGGGGGAGGGAGAGGAACAGGAGGAAGGACUGGGAGAGGGAGAGGAACAGGUGGUCCCUGAUCCAGGGCCUGAGGAGACAUGCGUGUUAAAUCAACCUGCACAAGAGACUGAGACUCUACAAGACAGAACUGAGCCAAUAAGUCCUGAACAAACCCAGACAGCAAGCAAAGGCACGACCCAGGAAGUAAUCAGUGAGGAGAGACGUGACAAGACACUGAUGGAGGAAGACAAGCCUCAUGGGGAGAAUAACGUCAUUGUGGCUGAACAAGACACUUUGGUAGAGAGGCCUUCAGGCAAGGAGGAGUCAGUGGUGGGCCACCAGCAGCAUCCAGAAGAAGACAAAGGUUCUUCAUCAACAUCACAAGGUCAUGUUGAGGAGACUCUCCGGUCUUUGGUUCUGAUUCAGGGGGAGGUCAUAGGUCAAACAAACGCUUCAGCUGGCCCACAAGGAGAAGAUGGCACAACGGAGGAGAGGAGCGCUUUCCAACAGAUUCUAGAUAAGUUGCAGAAAAGGCAGCUGAACAUGGUUGUCUUUGACAGAAUCCGAAAAGUAUACGGGGACCUGGAAUGUGAAUACUGUGGAAAGCUCUUCUGGUACCAAGUGCACUACAACAUGCAUGUGCGUACUCACACAAAAGAGCAUCUACAUUACUGUACCCAGUGCAGCUAUUCGUCCAUCACCAAGAACUGUCUGAAGCGUCAUCUGAUCCAGAGACACAGUAACAUCCUGCUCCAGUGCCCCAUGGAACACUGUCAGUACUGCACACCUGACAAGUACAAGCUGCAGGCCCACCUCAAAACACACUUUGACAAUGAGAAGAAAAGCUUUGCUUGCCCUGUGUGUGAGGAAACGUUCACUGAAGAUAAACUUAAGCAUCAUAUCAAGAGCUUUCAUCCAGAUACGCCGAUGAACACCAUCUCCGAGGCGCUUGGGGUGCGGGUGCAGGUGAAGGGCUUGAUCGGGAAGAGAGCGUCUAAGUGUCCUUACUGUGACAGCUACUUCAUGAGGAACGGAGCUGAUCUGCAGCAGCACAUCUGGGCUCACCAAGGAGUGAAGCCCUUCAAGUGUUCCCUGUGUGACUACGCCAGCCGCAGUAAGAGCAACCUGAAGGCCCACAUGAGCAGACACACCACGGAGAAGACACACCUGUGUGACAUGUGUGGCAAGAAGUUCAAGUCCAAGGUCACUCUGAAGAGCCACAAGCUGAUGCACACAGAGGACGGCAAGCAGUUCCAAUGUACAGAGUGUGAUUACAGCGCUGCACAGAAACCUCUACUGGUACGACACAUGGAGCAGCACGCCUCUUUCAAGCCCUACCGCUGCGGCCACUGUCACUACUCCUGUAACAUAGCAGGACCCCUGAAGAGACAUUACAGCAAGAAGCACCCCAACCAGGAGUACUGUAACGCAGGGCCUGGGCCAGCCACCUCUGAGGCUGUGGAGCAGCAAGGUGGAGUGAAGUGUCCUGUGUGUGACUAUGUGUACGGUACCAAGUGGGAGAUGAACAGACACCUGAAGAACAAGCAUGGCCUCAAAGUGAUUCAGAGUGACGUGCUUGGUCUCAACCAAUGGGAGGUGGUGGAGCAGUCGGUGGAGGAGCCCCUUACCCAGUACCUCCACAUCACUGAGACAGAGGACCCUCAGGGGACCGAAGCUGCCGUGUCGGCCCUCCAGGAUCUCAGGUUCACAGAGAACGGGGUGGUGGCGACCACCACAGAAGGGCUGGAUCCCACAACGGUUAACAUCCUGCAGCAGAUCAUUGAGCUGGGGGCAGAGUCUAAUGAUGCCACAGCAGCCUCUAUGGUGGCCAUGGUCCCUGGCAGAGUGACCGUGGUGGAGCAGGUGGCUGAGGAGGAGCAGGGGAGCCACACUGUGAUGAUCCAGGACCCCUUCCAGCAGGCAGCCUCCAUGGGGAUGGGUGAGGAGCACCAUCUGGUGGUGUCAUCUGAUGAUGUGGAGGGCAUGGAGACGGUCACCGUGUACACUCAGGGAGAGGACGCCUCCCAGUUCAUCGUCUAUGUCCAAGAGGCUGUGCAGACCGAGGAGCAUACUGUGGAAUCUAUCUGAGCGUUGGUGCAGGCAUGGAGGAGCAGUCAACAGUUUCAUCCCGGGUCAUUCAGUAGGUGGAAGACAUUUUUAACACGGGGAGAUAUUACCUGAACUUGUCCAAUUAGAACACAGAUUUGCAUUGUUCCGUUGCUAGACAUUUUUCUACAGUGUGCCCUAUUGAACUCCACCCUGGCUUGCUCUAUGAAACCCACAACCAAUCUCCAAUGGCUUUGAUUGGAAUAACAUAGUGGCUUGAAAUGUAUCAUUUCAUCGCUUAUACCUUUUCUCUGUGAUUAGCAUAUUCUUACGUUAAUUCAACUUAAUAUAGCAAAGGCUUUUCUUAGAAAACAAGAUUUUGGAAUGUACUUUUUAUACAAGGGGAUAAUUCAAAUAUUCAUGGCGGGAUUCAAUCUGUACUGCAGUGGACAAUGAGCCUUUGAAAGGCUUCGUUACCGCGUUCACAGAGAUCACAUUCAAGGCAAACGCUACAGAGGACGCCUUAAAUCGGAAAUGACCCUUUUAAAAUAUCAAGAGCCUUUUCAGAUUGCAUCUCGGCCUUUUAUUUAACUUACAACAGUUGCAGUUUUUGCAUGAUGUGCCUUUAAUGUUUACAACGGAUCAUUUACAGGACUGGAUUCUUUAUAGGACUAGAUUGGUGAUCAUGUUUUUCUAUAUACACCCCCCCCCAUCCUGUUGACUAAUAUUUCUACACCUAUUGGAAUGGUGGUCAAUGAACAAUUAAACGUAUCAUGACAAACUCAA